CUAUAUUCUCUCCAUCACUCUCAAAAUCAAAACAAAACAGAACAAAAUUCAUUUUCUUUCCCGUGAAACCACAGAUCAAAAUCUUACUCUUCUUUCUCUCGCCAAUGGAUUUUCUUAUUCGUACCUUCUUCAAUGUUCUCAUAAUAUCCUCUUUUCUCUUCUCCCAAUAUAAGGCCGAAGCUACUGGUUCCGUUUUCUUCAUCGACAAUCCUAAACAUCAAUAUCUUCGCACUCGAUCUGAAAACGAUGUCGUUCAGUCUCAUUUAAUGUUACUAUCUGAAGUCGGUGCUGCUGUUUCAGUCUUGCUUGGUUUCGCACCUCCUGCUACUCUUACAGCAGAUGGUUCAUCUAAGUUGAAUGAGGUUCUUGUGCCUAAUCCAUUCAAUAGACCUCGUGCUGUUUUAAUGUUAGAAGUAAGAGGAGUUGCUGAUCCUAAGCUCAUCGUUGACCUUGAUAGAACAAAGUUAGUUGAUGCCUUUAACAGCAAGGUUUUUCUUGAUACUAAUAAAGCUGACAUUCAGCUUCCAGAUGAAGAUGAAGUUUCUGUAGUUUUCCUGGAUGAACAAUUAGCAGAUCACUCUGAAGAAGAAAUUCAUGAAUUUGCAUCUUGGUUGGGUGGGUCAUAUGUUGCUGAUGCGUCAAAAUUGCUGAAUGGAGAGUUGACUAUUCCUGUGGGCAGUGGUGUCAAUGUGAAUCUUCAUAUGUCAAAGAAAGCAGAGAGGGAUUUUAUUUUUAGUCUUUUGACUUUACACCACAAUAUUAAAAGGGCAAUGGAUGUGCAUGAAGGUUUGGCACAAAGUACACAAAGGCCUGCUGAGUUAAUGAUGGGUUUUUUUGAUGGAAUUAAGGCUUUGCAAGAGCAAUAUGGACCUGAAGGUGUUGACCAACAAGGAAUGAGACUAUUGCUUGUAACACUUUCCAAGAUAUUUGAUUCAUUACAAACAUCUUAUGAAGGUCAAAUUGUUGGAGUUGUCUUCUUUAAUGGUGCACCAUCUCAAGAGUCAGAAACCGUGUUGAAUUUGAUGUUCACAUCCAGACCAUCUCCACGUUGUUUGGUGGAAACAGAAAGCAAGUCUAAUAUAACCAUGGUUGCUGAGGUGUUGUUGGUUAGACGGACCCUUGCUUGGUUAACAGGGAUUAUUCUUCUCAUUGCGACACUUCUAGGGAUUUACUUCCUUCUCAAUAUGCCACUAACAAGGGACACCUUGCUGUAUUCUAACGUCAAGCUUGACUAAAUCGAAGAAAAGCUGCUUCGUGAAUUUUUCAACUUCCAGAAGUUGUCUGGGACGCCUUUGAACCAUUUGCUCAGGUUUAUUUGUAGAUGUGUUGCCAAUGAUGCUUUUUUACAUUUGUUAUAAAAAUCAUUUUUUGUUGUGCUUUUUAUGCAUUAGUAGCUCCAUCAAGAAAUAAUUGGCUUAGAAAUUAAUAAGGGUCAUAAGCGGGUGGGUUGUGUAGGGAAGUGUAAUGUGUAACAAUAUACCAUGAUGUGUACUUGGGUUCAGGAGACUUCCAUAUAUUAUUGUUGUUUUGGUGGUUAAAUUGUUUCUGCUUUGAUGUUUAUUUAAUUAGUGAAUGGAUUUUCACAUACCUUUAUUCA
Molecule: messenger RNA, 1597 nt
Organism: Mangifera indica (mango)
Lineage: Eukaryota; Viridiplantae; Streptophyta; Magnoliopsida; Sapindales; Anacardiaceae
Exons: 11
Coding region: 105-1235 (376 amino acids)
Cellular component (GO): endomembrane system
Source: RefSeq, a predicted model, not a curated record